CGUGGAGUAUGAAUAAUGGUCUGAUUUUCGCACGACGCUUGUUUUGUUGCAAAUUACCGAUAGUUUUCAGAAGUCGCCAGAUGUGGUGGAAGGGACCUUUACAGAAUUCUUUCAGUAGAAUUAAUUCUUUGAGCAGGUCCAGAAAAGUUAUCCUGUUUAUUUUGUUGCUGUUGUUGUUCCUGUAUUUCCUUGGACCAUAUUUUUUUCGGACACAGACAACACAAAUUAAUCUUGAUGUACUGGACAGUUGUGUAGAAGACAAGGUCCGGUAUUUUCAUAAAGCCACUCAGAGUUUUGAUGCCUUUGUGAACAGCCCUGGAGUAUCAGGAGCAGAAGGGCGUCACUAUCCAGCUUAUGUUGGUAACGGUCAUGUGGCUGCAGCCCUGGGCAGUAGUAAUGGAUUGUUUGUACGCCUCAAUAGAGCACUCUCCCUCCCAGUCAAGUUCUACCCCAUCGUGUCAGCAUUUAUGGAAAACACACCACCUGUGAAAGAAGUGACAGCUUUACACAUCAAAUCUGGGAUUGCUUACAAGAUACAAACAAUUCAUGUUGAAUCAGGAUGGACUGGUUCCUGUGUUUCCAUUGGAACACAGUUGUAUGCCCACAGGUCAAGGCCAUCUGUGCUUGUGCAAGAUAUCAAACUUUCUAACCCAAGUAAAAAUCAAGUGGUUGUAGACUUGGACCAGAUUGGAGAUUCUGGAUGGGAGGGUGCCAAAUCAUCUCUGAAAAGUGCUAAGAACAAUGUUGGGGAAGAUGUCCAGUACAGUUUGACCUCUGGGGCAGUCAGUAGCCAGGAGUCUGGUUAUGUCUCAUAUGUCACUGUGGCAACGGUCAAACUACCAGAAAAGUUCAUCAAAAUCCAGGCAGGAAAAACUAAAAUGUUACAUGUGGUGACUGUGGUACACUAUACUGCUCCAAUGCCGAAGGGUAUGAGGGAUCCCAACCUUGUCUUCAAAGACCUUGAGGAAAAAGUGGACAAGGAUAUGUUAGAAGUGUUGAAAAUGGAUGCCACUGGCCUGAGGGAGGAACAUAUCCAUGUUUGGAAUAAAUUAUGGCAGAGUGGGUUUGGAAUCAGCUACUCGAAGGCCAGCGGAGCUUUAAAUGGUGACAAGAUCAACUCCACUAUGUAUUACGUGAUGAGUAAUAUCCCUGCACCUCUUCACAGUGUCACCUCUACACAGAAAGAGCGUACAGAGAUAUACCGCACACUCCACUACCCAGACAGGUGUUACGGAGGUCAUUCAACUCUUCAUGCCAACACUCUGUGGGUGGAUGUGUCAGACGAAGAUGACAUCGCCAGAGUAACCACAACAUGGAUGAUCACGUUAGAGAAACAAGGCUGCUCUGUCAUGGUGAAAGCAGGUGCUGAGGGUGUGAUACAGGCUAUGGUGUUGAGCCUUGGAGCAUUAAGAUUUGCUAAUGAUCACCUGGAAUUUGCCAUGGAGCCCAAGGACCUACAUCGGGAUCUGUUUUUCCACAGAAUUAACUAUGGGAAUAAUACACACGUUAAUGUGUCCGUUAUAGUUGGUGAAGACAACAGGGCUAAUAUAUACGUGGCCCUAGAUCGUAAUGAUCGACCAUACUAUGCUUGUGAUGCUGGCUGUAUUGAUGCCCCAGCAGCUCUCAGUAAGGAGCUGAAGCAGUUCCCAGUGAAACAGACUAAGCCACUAACUUCCAUCUUGUACAUAACAGCUGACAAAAUUCACAUGGAGGAGCUCAAACAUGCCAUCCACGUGGAAAACAUAGUAGAAGCACCAGCCCAUGAGCAUCAUGUGAUUGCCCUCCACAAGCAUGGCCAUCACUUUGGGGGUCUGCCCACCAUAUUCUGGGCGUCCAUUGCAUUCCUUGUCAUCGUGUUCCAUAUGUUCCUGUGUAAACUGAUAUAUAAUGAAUACUGUGCCGGCCAGGAUCGCUUCAUAAGAGGUCGUUACAAUGUAUAACACAUGUAGGCCCCUCUUGUAGGGGCACUUCACUAAACAUUAUGCUUUAUAUCAUACCAAUAUUUUGGAGACAUCCAUUUUUUUGGCAAAAUUCUUUUUCAUAAAACAAAUAAGGAAUGAUAACAUAUUUGUGUUAUGUGGAUGAAACAGAGACUGAACUUUUUCAAUAUUUUGAAGGACUGAAUAUUUAUUUUCCUGACAAAAAAGAAAAAAAACUUCAUUAAUUUCACUCAUUGUUCAGUUUGUUUGGCCACAUCACACAUCAAAAAGUUUCUCAUCACACAUCAAAAAGUUUCUAACAUGUUUAUUGAGUUAUAACAGAUGAACUGAAUUGACUGCAUUGUAACAUAUAUAUCACUGGGUUAAUUCAGUACCUUUUUCUUCAAUCAGGGUUGGCGUUGGAUAUUUUAUAAAAUUAAAUUGGCCCUGCUGUAUAUUUUGAAAAGCAAUCUCAAAAAUAACUGGGUUCCUUUUUAUUGAUGUCUAUGCUUCUAAGGGCUGUGGGGAUGGCUCUGACGUAAACUCUGUGAAUCAAAGAUACAAACAUGGUGAUAAUAUUUGAUCAACCCUGAUAUCCUAGAACUAUUCUGAUAAUGUUGUGAUUAUGUAUAGGGUUUGUUUACUGUCGUUGUGAAUCCUACUACCAAUAAGGAGGGUUUCGGGGAUGAUGACAGGUGAUAUACCAAAAGUAAGAAAACCUCAUCAAUAUUUGGAUUGGAUGCUGUGCUGGAUUCUGAUAUCCAUACUGUGUCCUGUUUUACUGUGAGAUCAGUUUUACGAAUCAGAUGUAAAUAUGGUUUAUUUAAAUAGUAGAAUUGUGACUAUGUUGACAUAUUAGUAUUUUGUUGUUGUUUUCUAUCAAAUACAUAUUUGCUUAAAUGACACAGUAAUGUAAAUACUUGUAAUUUAUGAUAUUGAUGUAAGAUUUAUGACGAUAAUUAAGACGAAUAUUGACGUUAUUUAUAAAAAUAGUAACACAAAUAGUUAAUUCAGAAACAGAGAAAGGAUCCUAUGAUUGUAGCCAUAAAGACAACAAUGGGAGAUAUAAACAUUGUUUAUCCAAUACAUAUCACCAAUUGCUGAUUUCACACAACAUAUUUAUCCCACAUAGACGAUAUGCAUUGGAAAUAGUAAAGGUGGACAGGGAUAGUUGUCUUAAAGCUGAAAUCUCUUUUUUCUACCAACACUGUUAUGCAAUCGCCACAAUCAAUAAGAUCAAGAUAAAACUUCAUUGGUUAUAUUAUAAAACCAUAAAAGUUGAUUAUCUCAGGUUAAGUGUAUUGAUGAUUGACCUGAAGUUGACUUAUCUAACACAAGCUUCAUCUCCUGAUCAAUCUCUUAGGGCAAAUAUUCAUACAAGCCUCAUCUCCUGAUCAAUCUCUUAUAGCAAAUAUUCAUACAAGCCUCAUCUCCUGAUCAAUCUCUUAGGGCAAAUAUUCAUACAAGCCUCAUCUCCUGAUCAAUCUCUUAUAGCAAAUAUUCAUACAAGCCUCAUCUCCUGAUCAAUCUCUUAGGGCAAAUAUUCAUACAAGCCUCAUCUCCUGAUCAAUCUCUUAGGGCAAAUAUUCAUACAAGCCUCAUCUCCUGAUCAAUCUCUUAUAGCAAAUAUUCAUACAAGCCUCAUCUCCUGAUCAAUCUCUUAUAGCAAAUAUUCAUACAAGCCUCAUCUCCUGAUCAAUCUCUUAGGGCAAAUAUUCAUAUAAUACCUUUUCGUCAUUCACUUUCUAUGGAAAGAAAUGUUUUAUCAUUGUAACAUGGGUUGUUUCUACCAUCAGCCAUGAUAAGGUAAAUUGUUUAAGCUGUUCAUAAUCUUCAGUAGACAAAGUCUGAUGCCCUAUCUUAUUAUUCUGAAAUAAACAUUGACAAUACUUUUAAAAAAAAAUAGUAGAAAUAAUUAAACUUUUCUAGAGGGGUGUUAACACAGUGCAGUUGCAGUUAAAACUUGCUUGAAAGUGUGAAAUGUAUUGAUUUUGAAUGUAGCACCCAGUACUCAUAUGAUUGCAUUAGUAGUGGAAGAAAGAUUUAAAACAUUAACAUAAUUGUUGGAAGUAGCAGUUUACAUAUACUGAGUAUAGCUAAACAAAGUAUUAUCUGUGUAAAAUUUACUUGAUUUGUUCAGAGAAGUUGUUAAGAAGGGGAAUAUUUAGCAGUCUCACUGUGUUACAGUGUUUCUUGAUAGUCUCACAGACUUCCCAACAUUAGAGAAAAAUUCAGGUUCUGCUGCCCCUGUUGUGACCCCAGGGAUUUAAUUUUGUUGGUUUCAGUGCUUUAUCAAUAUUGUCUUUGUAGUCAUAUUUUGUGUUUUUAUGAUGACAAACAGAAAACCAUUUGUUAUUACUUACAUAAGUAGUACCCAUUACGAGGCAGACAAGAUCCUGUUCUAUUGUAGAACUAUGACUAAGUAGUAAAGCUACACAAGUUCAUUAGAUCACACACUGAUAUGUGUCAUGUUAGAUUGUAGAAAAUAACCUUCACAUGUAUGGUCAUCUUUAUAGGUAUUUCUUUCUGAAAUAUUUUGUGGUGGAAAAUGCAUUUUUGCUGCUAGUGCAACUUAACUAUGAGUUUUUGCUGUGUUUUGUCUGUGUUGUGUAUGAAGGUAUAUAUAUAUAUAAACAGACACUGCUGUAGAAGUCUGGUAUAUUAAGCUGUGGUAGCCAUACAUAACCCAUGACUCAAAGUAGGAAGACUGGUUUAUUUCAAUACACUGAUAUAACAGUUGUUGACAUUGUAGAACAUUUUCUUUGGGUUGGUAAUGUCAAUAGAAUAGGAGUUGUUAUAACACCAGUAAGAGAUUUAAGUGUGACAUUUUAUCUUUACCUCCAUACACAACACAAGACUAUUUCAAUGAAGAUGGCCAGGUAGUCAUGGAAAUGCUUUAAUUUUCUACUGGUUUUAUUAUAAGAAUUUCUUGCAGUUGUUAACCGUUUGACUGAAACUGCAAUUGGAUUUGGAUGAGCUUACUGCCAAUCAAUCAAGUGGUGUGCAUAUGAAACCAUUUAAGUCUUGAAGUGUGUCUGUGAUUUGUAUUUUAUGACAUUACAAUAUUAAGAUGUUUACUUCAGAUAUCGUCAUGUGAUAAUCUAAGAAAUCCACAAAAACAACAUCCAGGCUCCCCUUGUUAGCAAAAUACUGAUCACUUAAGUAUUUCCCCUUAAUAGAAUUUUACUGUGAGCAUUUUCAAAAAAGCUUUCAAGGUUUUCCAUAGUGGUGUCAUCAACCAUGGCAAAAUUGGAAACAUAUACAAUGUUUACUAUGCAUGUUUAUGGAUAUGUAUUUUGUAGAUAUAAGCACAAACACAUAAAGUAACGUGUUUAUAAUAGAAAAGGAUACAAAACAUUGGUAAGGAUGAUGGGACUAUUUAUAGAGAAAUGUUUGUGAGGACAUUGUUUAAUAUACCUAGAUACCUAAUGUAUCAUUGUUAUAUGUUAAUGACAUAUUCCUGGGAACUUCAAAAUAUUGUAGCCAUGGAAAUUCAAGCACUUUUAAUUGUUGCAUUUUUCUUGAAGAUUUUUUAUAAGUUUUUCUCAGUAUCAAAUUAAAGUUUGUAAACUAGCCAGAUCAAAUAUUUAGGUAAUGAUAAUGUUCCUGGGAUUUAUAUAUAUCAGUAAUAUGUAAAACUAGGCUGUUGAAAUAGCUGCCAGUCAGUAAUUGAAAACCAACUGUUAGUUUAUCAGAAUGUAUUGUGCUUACCGUUAUACACAUGGCACUUGGUAUCAUCAGAUUUGUGCUUGGCCUUUAAUUAGAAUUUAAUAAGACAUGAAAGCAUUAUGAAGUGAGGUGUAUCUGACGUCAGAAUUUGUUCGAGGUAGAAUAAAAAUAGGAAAGUUCUUAGAAGUGCAGUGUAUUCCAUGAAGACCAUCAUUUAUCAUCACUUUUCUUGUUUUCUCAUUAAAUUUCAUUAGACAUUGCCUACAUAAGGAAGAACACGUCCAGCUUGUCACAUGCAGGAAUUUUUUCCUUGGUGCCUGAUGUUUCUGAGAGAGAUAAGUUGUCUUUGAAUUAGAUUUAAGAUGCUUUAGAAGGAACUAAUGAGUGAUAAUUAUCUUCAAUAUGUUUAAUAAAUACUUACUGUACUUUCUUUGUUACUCGGAUACAUUAUCAUAUCAAUGUCAUUUUACAGAAAAAUUCAUUUUACAGUUAUCCAUAUGUGUAUCAUGAUAUCAUAUAUUGUAAGUUUCAAUGUGUGAAUGAACUGUUAUUGAUCACCAGUGUGAGAAUGUCUGUCUGUAGUGGGGUUACAGUGUUGGGUGUAAAAUAGACAGUUUAAGUGACAAUUAAGUAGAGGCUGUUGCUGUCUCUGUUGUUAACAUUUUACCAAGUUGUGGCUGUUAUGAAAGGUAUCUUUAUAUCUGAAUAUUUAACUGAAUGUCCUGUUAUUUUAACAGUUUAAAAAAACUCUGGUCAAGAAUCUUCUAACUUAAACAAUGGAAACUACGAGAAUGAAAAAGAGCAAAGCUCUCCCACUGCCGAUCCUUACAGUUUCAAGGGCAUUUAAUAUAUCAACCCUGGAGAGAUAUAUAAAUAUACAAGUUUUUUUUUCAUGACAGACAAAUUAGAGGGUUUUAAAACCACUACACCACAAGGUAAUAAGCAAUGUCCAAGCAUGUUUCCAUUUUAAUUUUGAAAUGUCUUCAUUGAUGUUCGCAAGAUCAUCAAAUAAUUCCUUUCCAGGUAGCGGAGUUUAACGAGUUUAUGACUGCUGUACUCAUGUACAUACUGAUUCGGGGAAAAUGUGGAAGCUUGUCAAGAAAGUAGAGUUAUAUAUUAUCAUGUUAUUUAUUGAGUGUGUUUUGUGGAUGUUAAAUGUAAAUGUUGACAGGAUACAUGGACACUACUUCAGUGUUUUGUGGACGUUAUAUGUGAUUACUGACAGGAUACAUGGACACUACUUCGGUGUUUUGUGGAUGUUAUACGUGAUUACUGACAGGAUACAUGGACACUACUUCAGUGUUUUGUGGAUGUUAUAUGCGAUUACUGACAGGAUACAUGGACACUACUUCGAUGUUUCUUUGACACUAUGUAUGUGACGAGCGGAAGUAAUUAGUGUUGUUGAUUCUUUUGUGUACUUUGUGAUAUCAUAUUCUUUUGUCUCCAAGAAAAACUAUACUUCAAAUUUACACCAUAUGAAAACAGAAAAGUUCUUCAGUAAAAAUAUUUUCAUGAUACAAUAUUCACUUUAUUUUUAUUCAUGAAUGGCAGUGAUCAUUUUAUCCAAAGCAUUUGGCAUAAAUGUCUCGCCCAAGGACACGUUGACAGCAGCAAAGGAUUCAGUUCAGAACAGUCCAUGAUAUCAGUAUCCUGAGAAACACAAAACACCCAGUAGGUAUUGUUGAACCAUACACCCUUGUAUAUGAUGUGGUACGAAUGUUUUGAAAAUUGCACAACUUAUGAACACUAAAAAUGACUUUGAAAAUUCUUUUUCUUAGAGACAAUGGAUGUUAACAUGUUAAUAAUACAGGCCUUGGAGGGGUAACUGGUUUAUGUACAGCUGUGGGAACUUUGACUAGCAAUGUAAAUAUAUACUUAUUUUUAUAUCCAGGGAGUUAAAAAUUGAUGUUUGUAUGAUAGUGCUAAAGUUAUCAUGGAUGCUUCACAUUGUUUGUUGACUAGUAGGGAGUAAUAUUCUCCAUCAGGUCACUCACAUCACAAAGACAAGUUUUGAUCAAUUAAGGAAAAUAUGCAAAUAAUAACAAAAACAAAAAAAAACAAUAAAAAAAAAACACAAAAAAACAAAAGAAAAAUACUUGGAAUGAUUUUUUAUUGAAAUUCAUUUUUAGUCAACAUUCUUUGUGGAGGGUCUGUGAUAAUAUGUGGUUGCCUGUUCUGUGGUUCAGAUAGAUUGUGUGAAUGGGUUUUCAAAUUAAUGAUUAAUUUUUUAUCUAAUUUUAAUCAAUAAAAUGACACAAUUCUAA
This is a messenger RNA of Ylistrum balloti, 7852 nucleotides long. RefSeq lists its product as uncharacterized. NCBI's taxonomy places the organism in Eukaryota, Metazoa, Mollusca, Bivalvia, Pectinida, Pectinidae. The coding region runs from base 9 to 1940 and encodes 643 amino acids. The transcript has 14 exons. The record is from RefSeq and is a predicted model, not a curated record.